AUGAAUUGUGGUUUACUUGCUUUUGACCUAUUGCUUCUUAAGGCACGAGCUGCUGAAAGGACUUUAGUGGAAGAGAAGAGAGAAACUUCAAACCUAAGACAAAAACUUGUUGAAGUUAAUGAUAAACUCAAAGAAAUCCAAAGAACUUCCCUAAUUAAAUCAACCCCUGGCCGCCCAGAUAGACAGAUCCCACCACCACAUAGAGGCACACUGAACCAUAACAACUGCUACGGCCCACCUCCUGUGAGUGGAGGUGACCCUUCCCACCCACCAAUGAUUGAGGGCCCUGGGCACCCUCCUUCUGCUCCUGUGGGUAGAAGAGAACCCUUCGGUCACAUGGAUGGUCAAUUUGGUCCAAGAAGACCCCCACCUGAAACUUCCACACGAUUUUCUGGCCCUGAACGUGGACUUCCACCUCCAUUCAGAGCAGAUGUUGGAGAAUGUGCCCCACCAUUGAUUUCUAGUGGCCCAAGGACUUCCUCGCCUAGCAUUCCAUUGGAUGACUCGGUAAGUCAGCGAGAUGGUUUGAUAACUAGUAAUACAACAUAA
This is a messenger RNA of Polyodon spathula (Mississippi paddlefish), 549 nucleotides long. RefSeq names its product transport and Golgi organization protein 1 homolog. Bases 1 to 549 code for a protein of 182 amino acids. Gene Ontology annotation, biological process: endoplasmic reticulum to Golgi vesicle-mediated transport; protein secretion; vesicle cargo loading. The record is from RefSeq and is a predicted model, not a curated record. NCBI's taxonomy places the organism in Eukaryota, Metazoa, Chordata, Actinopteri, Acipenseriformes, Polyodontidae. The transcript is spliced from 6 exons. Gene Ontology annotation, cellular component: endoplasmic reticulum membrane; endoplasmic reticulum exit site.